Messenger RNA from Nylanderia fulva, 617 nucleotides. Its product is annotated as large ribosomal subunit protein mL63. Gene Ontology annotation, cellular component: mitochondrial ribosome. Gene Ontology annotation, molecular function: structural constituent of ribosome. Lineage: Eukaryota; Metazoa; Arthropoda; Insecta; Hymenoptera; Formicidae. The record is from RefSeq and is a predicted model, not a curated record. Gene Ontology annotation, biological process: mitochondrial translation.
ACAUUUAUUUUAUUAAUAGAAAAACAGGCGCACGCGCAGUAGUGACCUCCUAAUCUAAUAUUAUGGCUGUGACAUAACCUUUAAAAUACGAAUAAGCACCUAAGAGACUAAAGUUUCUUCUUACUCUUAGAUAAGCACAUGGUUAACUGCACAUUGAAACUUAAAAAAAAAAAUAAUAAUAAGUGCAUACAAGCAGCGUGAUUAUCGAAAGAUAUAUAUUUGAUUUACGAUGCGGCUUGGAUUGGUUCUAUUGCAUCUUGCUAAACCUAAAUUGCAAUAUAAAUUUCGAGGGAAGUAUCGUAAAGUUAAAAAACCAUCUAUACAUGAUUUAAUGGACAUGAAAAAGGACUUUGAAAGAGAAGAACAAAAUAUGUUAAUUUUGCGGCAUCCUUAUCUUACAAUUGAGCAAUCUCACGGUCAUAUGAAACAUAUAGAGAAAGAUAAGAUGUUUUUCGAUAAAUUUCAGGAAAGUAGAAAACAGGAAUUUGAAAAAACAAUCACUAUCGCUGAACGUUUAGCUCAUUUAAGAGUUACAGAACAAUGGGACUAGAAGCUUCUCAUAGAUGUAUGUAAUUUUAAUAUAAUUUGUAAAUUUUAUAGAUCUAUAAAAUAAAUGU